UUCUGUACCUUUUUUUUUCUUCUAUUUUUUUUAUUUGAUGAUAACAGUUUUACAUGGAAAAACCAUGAAUGAUUCUAUUGAUGUUACAUAUUUAUCUCUGGAGGGUCAUAUAGAGCUGGAGAAGUAUAAAUAUGUAUAUUUUGCUGUUACUCUCUUAGUCUAUAUGUUGAUUAUAUGCUGUAAUGCCGUUGUGCUUAUUGUUAUAUUUUCAAACAAGCGUCUGCAUGAGCCGAUGUACAUAUUCAUCGCUGCUUUACUCGGUAAUGCUCUUAUCGGAACGGCUGCUCUUUAUCCUAAACUGCUGAUCGAUUUUCUGUCUGAAGAUCGUUUGAUCUCUUUCGAAGCCUGUACUUUUCAGUCCUUUUUUAUAUACAAUUACGCUGCGUCAGAGUUUACACUGUUAUCAGCUAUGGCCUACGACAGAUACGUUUCUAUAUGUAAACCUUUACAGUACGCGACUCUUAUAAAAAUGUCUACAGUCAGAAAACUCUUAUUCUGCUGCUGGUUUUUCCCUUCGUUUGAAAUCGGUAUAGGGAUGAUAAUGACGUAUCAGCUGAAGCUGUGCAAAUUUAAGUUAAAUAGAAUAUACUGUAAUAAUAACGCACUUCUAAAGCUGAGCUGUGGAGAUACAUCUGCGAGAAAUUCAUACGGACUCUUCACUUUAGUCAUUUGCGUUUUUCCACCUGCGAUUUUCAUCGCCUUCACUUAUGUCAGAAUCCUAACCGUCUGUUUAAAGAAUACAAAGGAUUUCAGGAGAAAAGCUCUGCAGACCUGCUUCCCUCAUCUCAUCAUCUUCAUCAAUUUCUCUGUGACCUCCUGUUUUGAGGUGAUUAACAGCAGAUUAGAAGGAAAUGUGCCUCAUUUAUUCGCUAUGAUUUUAUCUGUGGAAAAUCUGGUCAUUCCUCCUCUUCUAAAUCCUGUUAUUUACGGACUGAAACUGCAGGAGAUUUUCUGUAGGAUUAAGAGAAUGUUCUUGAAAAGCAGAACACAUAUGCUGUUUUAGAUCCGCAAAAUAUCACUACUUAAUAAAGCAUACUGUACAGUGUACACUUUAAUAGUAAAAAAGCUAUUUAUUUUUAAUUUUGUCAUUUCCAGCACAGUGGAAGCAUUGUAAUUGAUUUCUGCAUGUAGCAGCAGUAUGAAUUAAACUGUAUACAAUCAGAAACACAGUAUUUUAAUGUGUAAUAUUGAAUAUAAUGUAGUUUGACUUUCUACCAUCUAAAUCUGGUUAUUCCUCCUCUUCUAAAUCCUGUUAUUUACAGAUUUUCUGUAGGAUUAAUAGAAUGUUCCUGAAAAACAGAACACAUAUGCUGUUCUAGAUACACGAAAUAUCACUACU
This is a messenger RNA of Astyanax mexicanus (Mexican tetra), 1339 nucleotides long. RefSeq names its product olfactory receptor 6N2-like. Gene Ontology annotation, biological process: G protein-coupled receptor signaling pathway. Gene Ontology annotation, molecular function: olfactory receptor activity; G protein-coupled receptor activity. The transcript has a single exon. The coding region runs from base 38 to 1003 and encodes 321 amino acids. Lineage: Eukaryota; Metazoa; Chordata; Actinopteri; Characiformes; Acestrorhamphidae. Gene Ontology annotation, cellular component: membrane. The record is from RefSeq and is a predicted model, not a curated record.